AUGUCCGACGCCGAGAAGGGGCCGACGGCUAUAUUCCAAGUUGGGUCCAGCAACCAGGCACUGGGGAUAUCCGUGGUCACAUUCAUGUCGAUCGCAUUAUACAACGCCGUCGAGCUAGCAGUCCUGAUCCCGCUCAGUUUCCGCCGCUAUCGCAGCCUCUACUUCUGGGCACUCCUCACGUCCAGCACGGUGGGAGUAAUCCCGGCCACACUCGGGCCAACAUUCCAAUACUUCUCAAUGACGCCGCUAUGGUUAGCGGUGCUCCUAUCGAACCUCGGUUUCGUGAUGAUGGUCCCGAACCAGUCGAUCGUCCUCUACUCCCGCCUCCAUCUCGUCUCACAAAACCUGCGACUUCUGCGAUUUGUGCGGUGGCUGAUCAUCCUGAGCAUAUUCGCGAUCAUCAUCCCGACAGUAAUCCUAAACGUAGGCUCAAGCUACGUCCCAACCACAAGAUGGGUCCGAGGGUUUCAAGUCAUGGAACGAACCCAACUCACCUGGUUCUCGACGCAAGAAACACUCAUCUCAACGAUAUACAUCUACGACACAAUCCGGAUCAUCCGCCUCGGUCCCAGUGGCGACAAGCGGCGCCAUAAGAUAUUGUACGAGUUGCUGGCGGUGAAUGUGAUUGCGAUUGCGAUGGAUAUCGCUCUGGUGGCAUUGGAGUAUCUGGGUUUUUAUUUCACGCAGGUUAUUCUGAAGGCCAUGGUCUACAGUAUUAAGUUGAAGUUGGAGUUUGCGGUGUUGGGGAUGUUGGUUUCGCUUGUGAAUGCUCGCGGGUCGCAGCAGGUGAAUUGGCAGGCUGAGUGUACUUCGUCUGGGUAUUCAUGA
Messenger RNA from Penicillium cinerascens, 828 nucleotides. RefSeq lists its product as uncharacterized. The coding region runs from base 1 to 828 and encodes 275 amino acids. The record is from RefSeq and is a predicted model, not a curated record. The transcript has a single exon. Lineage: Eukaryota; Fungi; Ascomycota; Eurotiomycetes; Eurotiales; Aspergillaceae.